Molecule: messenger RNA, 1628 nt
Organism: Rosa rugosa (rugosa rose)
Lineage: Eukaryota; Viridiplantae; Streptophyta; Magnoliopsida; Rosales; Rosaceae
Product: leucine-rich repeat receptor protein kinase HPCA1-like
Exons: 14
Coding region: 151-1368 (405 amino acids)
Molecular function (GO): protein binding
Source: RefSeq, a predicted model, not a curated record
CGAUGGAAACCUCAAAGUUACACAGUUUACUUUGUUAAUAUCAAAUUGACUAUCUGCAAUUCUUUGUUCAGAAAUAAUAAUUCCUUAUCAAGCUAGAAAAGUCAAGGGCUAGCUGUAGUUGCUGAGUGCUUUUGACUUGAAUCAGAUACCAUGGCAACCAUGAAGUUGCUGCUCUUUUCUGCUCUAUAUUCUGCAGGCAUUCAUGUGAUCUCCUCGCUUACGGACCCCAAUGAUGCUUCUGUGCUCCAUACCUUGAAAGUGUCCUGGAAAAACACGCCACCGAGCUGGGAUAAUUCUUCUGAUCCCUGUGGUUUUCCAUGGGAAGGAGUCAGCUGCAGCGGUGCAAGGGUGACUGCAUUGGGAUUAUCAACCAUGGGCCUCAUAGGGGAACUCAGUAGCUACAUUGAGGGACUCACUGAACUAAACUCCUUGGACCUGUCAUUCAACCCUGGACUCCAAGGUCCUCUUCCUCCACAGUUAGGGGAUCUCCCAAAGUUAAAUAUCCUGAUCCUAGCUGGCUGCAGCUUCAGUGGCAACAUUCCAGAUGAGUUGGGAAAUCUUGAACAGCUAACGUUCUUGGCUCUGAAUACAAAUUACUUCACUGGUAGCAUACCUCCUUCUUUAGGUAAGCUCUCCAACCUCUACUGGCUUGAUGUGGCAGACAAUCAAUUGAGCGGACCUCUACCGAUUUCGACAUCCACUUCUCCAGGCUUAGACCUCUUGUUAAACGCUAAACAUUUCCAUUUGAACAAGAACCAGCUUUCAGGUUCUAUUCCACUCGAGCUUUUCAGCUCCGAGAUGAUAUUGAUACAUGCGUUACUUGACGAAAACAAUUUUACUGGGAGUAUUCCAAUGACAUUAGGACUUGUUAAAACUCUUGAGAUGGUUCGGCUUGAUAGAAAUGCUCUGACCGGAAGUGUCCCCUCAAACCUUAACAACCUUACAAAUGUCAAUGAACUAAAUUUGGCCAACAACAAAUUGGCAGGCCCCUUGCCUGACUUGACUGGAAUGAAUUCUCUCAAUUAUGUAGACCUUAGUAACAACUCAUUUGACCCAUCUGAAGCUCCACUUUGGUUCUCAACCUUACCCACACUCACCACUCUGGUUAUGGAAUUUGGAUCACUUCAAGGGCCUGUGCCAGAGAAGCUUUUCAGCCUUCCAGAAUUACAGCAAGUGAGACUGAAAUACAAUACGUUUAAUGGUACAUUAAACAUGGGCGAUAGCAUCAGUCUACAACUGGAGCUUGUGGAUCUCCAGAACAAUCAGAUUUCCCAGCUCACUAUAGGAGAAGAAUACAAAGAUGCAUUGAUACUUAAAGGGAACCCGAUAUGCUCCGGUAGUCUAUCAAACACUACUUGGUGUCAGUAAAAAUGAAAAUGAGAGCAGGUGCAAGAUUUGGAAUAAAGAGGGUGCUGCAACAUCUUCUAUAGGAUUUUCUAAACCUCCUCAUGAGAACUACAUUGAAAUUAUAAGCCAAUCUUGUAAACGGGGAAUUAUUUAAUUCUUUCUCUUCAAAUAAAGCCUUCUAUUCUAUGGAUUCAAAAUUUGUCUCAUAUAUCUAACUUGAAUGAAAUUUUAGAAAGAUUCUGGAAACCUAUGAAAGUUUAUGGAUGAAAUUAAGCUCCUGA